AUGGAUCCGAGCUACAGAAAGGCGCUCAAGCUGGAGCCUGGCGAUUUUACGACCAGCUUCGAUCUCUCCGGGUAUGGAAUUCUAGACGAGAUCAAAACGCUGCUCUUUCCGACCAAGCAGUCACUGAUUGCCAAGCUCUACAAGCUUAACGUCUAUGCACAGGGAGAUUUCUUCAAGCCUCACGUAGACACUCCCCAAAGUGGAAACAUGCUAGCUUCGCUCGUCGUCUCGUUGCCCUGCGCUCAUUCUGGCGGAGAUUUGGUGGUCCGGCAUGGCAAGAAAUCCCAUAGCUUUAGCUUUGGAGGAGAGAAUGGCAAUGGCCGGAUAGGCUGGGCGGCUUUCUUCUCGGACUGUGAGCACGAGGUGAUGGAGGUAACGUCGGGGCAUCGAUUGACACUCACUUACAACCUGUUUGUCGAGAACUCUACCACUCCAAAGACGGAUUUUUCAGGCACGCAGCUCUACAAGCUCUUUGUCGAGGCAAAGGAGUCCGAACAGAAAAUGACACUGGGAUUUCCUUGCAAGCAUCUCUACGCCCAAGGGAGUGGCCUCAAAGGUGACGAUGCUUUUGUCUAUCACACAGCACUGUCCGCUGGGUUAAAUGCCUCGGUGUGCUCGGUGUGGUCGAGAGAAGAUGGCUUUCGCGCCUCGAGGAGGAACCCCGACUUCGAUCAUCCAAAGUUCAUUGGUGACGAAGACAUGCUUGGAAGAUUUCUAGUGUCCGGGUAUGCUUUCUACAGGGAGGAAGUUGAAAUAGCUGAGAUUGGCAAGUUGCUACACGAGGAAAUGGAGGAAGAUGUGGGCGAUGUUGUGUGGUGCCGCGAGAAUUUCGAGUGGAAUGUCGGCGGCGCGUGCGCGAGCUAUGGGAAUGAACCAGGCACUGAGUCGUUUUACUGUGCUGCCGCGAUUCUUGUCAGUGUAGACGACGGAGUCAGUCGCAAACGAAGAUGA
Messenger RNA from Selaginella moellendorffii, 951 nucleotides. RefSeq lists its product as uncharacterized. The transcript has a single exon. The record is from RefSeq and is a predicted model, not a curated record. Lineage: Eukaryota; Viridiplantae; Streptophyta; Lycopodiopsida; Selaginellales; Selaginellaceae. The coding region runs from base 1 to 951 and encodes 316 amino acids.